UUUGCCGAAAGCUCAAGGUGAGCAGAGCACUCAAAUUUGACCCAAAAAAAAAAAAAAGAGCAGAGCGCUCAAAUAAAACGAGGGUCUAUUUUCAAGUUCUUACAGUUCAAAUGGCUUUGUGCUCAAAAUCCAGGCGACUCAAUAUUUUGGAGAUUCUCUGGGUGUUUGUUCUAUUGUUAUUUGCAGAAACUAAAAGUGUGCAGAUCUUAAAAAAGGAAACCACAAUCAAGUAUGCUGCCAUAAGUUGUCGAAAACACACUGCAGUUUUAACAGAAUUUGGAGGAGUUGGCGAUGGAAAAACGUUAAAUACGAAGGCAUUUAAAUCAGCCAUUGCCAAUCUAAGCAAUUAUGCAUCAGAUGGUGGUGCUCAGCUUCUUGUACCACCGGGGAAGUGGUUAACUGGAAGCUUCAAUCUCACUAGCCAUUUCACCCUUUUUCUACAAAAGGGUGCUGUUCUUCUUGCUUCUCAGAACGAGGCAGAUUUUCCUAUAAUCGAUCCUUUGCCCUCUUAUGGGAGAGAGAAAAAUUUUACUGCUGGAAGAUUCGCCAGCCUCAUCCUUGGAAUGAACCUCACUGACGUAGUAAUUACUGGUGAAAAUGGCACGAUUGAUGGACAGGGUGCUCCCUGGUGGGAUAAGUACAAGAAGGGUUUAUUUAAGGCGAGUAGGCCGUUCCUGAUUGAGCUCAUGUACACUAAUCGGCUCCAAAUAUCUAACGUUACUUUAAUUAAUUCUCCUUCUUGGCACCUUCAUCCUAUAUAUUGCAGGAAUGUGGUGAUCCAAUGGCUGACGAUUCUUGCUCCUGUUCAAGUCCCCAACACAGAUGGCAUAAACCCAGAUUCGUGCGCAAAUGUUCGGAUAGAAGAUAUUUUUAUUGUCUCGGGAGAUGAUUGCAUUGCUGUUAAAAGUGGAUGGGAUGAGUAUGGAAUUAAAGUUGGAAUGCCCACAAAACACCUCAUUGUAAGAAGGCUUACCUGUAUCUCUCCUCAUAGUGCUACCAUAGCUAUUGGAAGUGAGAUGUCUGGUGGAGUUCAAGAUGUUAGAGCAGAGGAUAUUGCAGCCUUUAAUACUGAAUCUGCUGUUAGAAUCAAAACUGCGCCUGGAAGGGGAGGCUACGUUAAAGACAUAUUUGUAAGAAGAAUGACAUUAAAGACCAUGAAGUAUGUUUUCUGGGUUUCAGGUGGUUAUAAGUCACACCCAGAUGAUGGCUAUGAUCCAAAUGCAUUCCCUAAGAUUAACAAUAUAAACUACAUAGACGUUGUAGCAGAGAAUGUGAACAUCACAGGUUCACUUGAUGGACUUCCCAAUGACCCCUUCACUGGAAUCUGCAUUUUUAAUGCAACUAUAACAUUGAGUGGAACAGCUAAAAAGGUGCAAUGGAACUGCACUCACGUACAGGGAGUUUCAAACAAUGUGACUCCUAAGCCUUGCGAUUUGUUGCCCGAAAAAGCUACUCGUUGCUCUUUCCCUAAAGAUAAGCUGCGAAUUGAAAGGGUGCAUAUGAAAACUUGUUCUGUUAAGAAAAUUUGCCUGUGAGAGUGCUCUAGUUAGAUUUGCUGUGUGAUCAUGUUGAUAAGAAGUUGGUAGGUAAAAUUAUGAUCAACUUUGUUCAGACCUCUCAAGGGUAGUCAAUAGAAAGAAAAUGAAAAAUUGCUGUUUUUUCUGCUGUUGUUUUACUUAUUAUGUGUUCCGCCCAAAAGGGGCAGAUCGUGCCAUCUGAUGCAGUAUUUUAACACUGAUGUGUAGCAACGUCCUCUGAAUGUUCAACAAUUUUAUAUAGUGAAUGUUCAAUAAGAGAAGGAUAAUCUUGAAUUCA
Molecule: messenger RNA, 1815 nt
Organism: Manihot esculenta (cassava)
Lineage: Eukaryota; Viridiplantae; Streptophyta; Magnoliopsida; Malpighiales; Euphorbiaceae
Product: probable polygalacturonase
Exons: 6
Coding region: 111-1535 (474 amino acids)
Biological process (GO): carbohydrate metabolic process
Molecular function (GO): polygalacturonase activity
Source: RefSeq, a predicted model, not a curated record